AAGGAAGCUUAAUAGAUGCUACCAAACUCCUAGACUGAUCUCUUGGGUUUAUGUUUUGGUCCCUAGAUGGCCGCUGCCGCAGGACGUCGCGACAACGACGACGAUGGGAGAAAUGACAUUCAAGAACUGGCACGGGUCAUUCGGCAGUCGCAGCGAGAGCCCUACCCCAAGAUUGAUGUUCCAUUGUUCGAUGGGAAUCAUGCCUCUUCUUGGGCAAACAAGUUUGAGCAACUCGGGUAUAGCAACGAAUGGACGGAUGAGAAGAUGCUUCGCAUGGUUAAGAGGUACUGUCAGGUGGAGUACCGAGAUGAGAUCGAUGAGCUGGUGCGAAUCUCCCGUAAUUGGCCAGAUUUUAAGGCGCGGUUGCUGGAGAAGUACCAGCUCAGCGAUCGGUUACUCGACCUGCGAGAUUUGAGGACGGUGGAUCGUAAGAAGUUUGGUACUACCAAACAAUUCUUAUCGGAAUUUGAGCGUGUGGCUCGCCUAAUCCCGGAUCUGUCCGACAAAGAUCGCUGCCUCAUCUUCCUUGAUAACUUCAAUGAUGUCGAACAGUCGAAAUUGGUUGAAGGGAUGCACGGGAGGUAUGACUCGACUAAGGUCCGACAAAAUGCGCUGGUGGGAAAAUUCGACGAUAUCCUCUACCGGCUGUUGAGGCAGCAAGAGGAGGAAUGGGAAAAUGUGAAUCUGGGAGAGGUGAAGGACGACGAGAUUUACAAAACCUUGACCUGUAUGAGAGAAAUGAUGGAAGGCGUGAAAGAGGAAAGGUUGAAGCUUCAAGUCAUGUUGGCGAGCGAGAAAAAGAGUAAGAGGAAAGGGAAAGAGUCAGUGGGGGAAGAAAGCGAUAGUGAGAGCGAGGAGGAAAAGGAUCCGCCUCGCAAGUUGACAAAGGCGGAGAGGAAAGGGAAGAAUGGUGGACAAAAUAAUCAAGGAGGGAAUGGCAAUGUUGGCGCUGGUUCGUCAGGACAAAGUUCCCAAGAUCAAGGGCAGUUUCAGCCGCAGGGUGGAAGAGGCCGCGGUCGAGGCCGUGGGAACGGACAGCGAAGCCGUUGGGCGUGGCAGCAGGAAGCCACAUGUAACUAUUGCGCAGAAAAGGGCCAUAUUAUGCGGUUUUGCCAACUCCUUUCAAAAUAUGAGGAGGAGGGAAUUGUAUUCAUCACGAUACGUGGUGGAAUUUUUGAUUACGAAGGGAAUUUGAUCGACCCCAACAUUGAAAGGGGUAUGAGGAAGGAGGCGUAUCGCCGAAUGGGUCGUCCGCUGCCGGCGACAUUCCGGAUUGCUUCUCCCGAAGAAGCGGGGUUGGCCGGGGUUGAGGAGGUCAUGGCAUCGUUACAUAUUGACGACUCGUCGGCAGAACCAGGAGGGUUUAGGGAAAAAGUGGUGGAACGAGCGCAAACUAUCAUGAGGCGGCUUGCCCGAUGCCGGGACUCUAUCCUCCGACUUUGCGUGGACAUGGAGGAGGCCUGGCCUGGAUUGCCGAAUGUCUUUCUAUUUGGCGAAUGGGGUGAUAAAAGGGAAGAUGCGUCUGGUCAAGCAGGGACGUCUGCUCCGAGAGAAACAUCGCAAACUGGGCCAAUGGUAAGCACGAUGCGACCUAGGCCUGUGCUAAAGAGAAGUGCUCCGACUUUAGCCGUGCAGACUCGGAUGCGGCGACGAAAUGAGCAGCUUCAGGAGGAAAGAGAGCCUGAAAAGGCGGUGGGAGAAAAACCCAUCCCCGUUAGUGAGAGCGAUGAGGAUAACGAGGAUGAGAAGUUGCGGGCCGAAGAGGAAGAACGGGCUCGUCGUCGUGCGCUGGAAAGGGAGCCGGAGAAAGGGAAGACCGAAGCAGGCGAGGAGGAACCACGAAAGAAGAAGAACAUUUACUCGAUCCCCGUGGAGCAGGGGGUCGAUAUCGAGCGGCUUGUCGAUAAAAUUCUAGAAAAGGCGGAUCAGGCGGAAGAAUCAGUUACAGUCGAUGCAUUUCUGAAGGAAAAGGAGUCGCAGUUGAGUAUUAACUCCCUUACCUACCUGACUGAUGCGGCUACUCGACGUGGGAAAUCAAUAUGGAAUGCUCCCACCUGUCACGAGGUACGUUCAGAGCUCGUGAUGGAAGGACCUUUCAUUGAGGAGGAUCCAUGGGGUGAGCAGACCGCAGAAGAAAUGAUGAGGUUGGCUUUGACCGAUGACAUCGACCUUAUGCUUGAUCCGCUAACGAUUGAACAGGGUCAUAUGCAGACUGAUGACGCUUUCCAGACCGUUGGAAGGAUGUCAUAUAUCAUGAACUUGUUGGUUCAUGAGGAGCGCCUGAGGUUAAUGAAUGCGGAGGAAGGGAGCAGUGAGGUAAAAGAAGCGUUUAAGGAAAAGGAACACGAAGGGGAAUAUAAGAAGAUACGCAUGUGGUUGAAUGGGGAAUUGGAUGAAAACGAGGUUGAUCCGGUUGUGCGGGAGAAGAGCAAAGGAUUCGUUGUUCAUGACGGUCAUCUUUUUAAGAAAGUUGUUGAUGGUCUCCCAAAGAGGGUGGUAUGUGAAACUUCUCGAUAGUUGGAUGUGAUUGCUGCUCUGCAUGAUGGAGUAGCCGGCGGACACAGAUCUGCGUGGGUUACUCUGAACAAGAUCCGACGU
This is a messenger RNA of Chara braunii, 2598 nucleotides long. Lineage: Eukaryota; Viridiplantae; Streptophyta; Charophyceae; Charales; Characeae. The record is from the annotation of a GenBank genome assembly.